Candoia aspera is the source of this 3532-nucleotide messenger RNA. RefSeq names its product septin 12 (gene SEPTIN12). Bases 51 to 2504 code for a protein of 817 amino acids. Lineage: Eukaryota; Metazoa; Chordata; Lepidosauria; Squamata; Candoiidae. Gene Ontology annotation, molecular function: GTP binding; GTPase activity; molecular adaptor activity. Gene Ontology annotation, biological process: cytoskeleton-dependent cytokinesis; intracellular protein localization. The record is from RefSeq and is a predicted model, not a curated record. The transcript has 11 exons. Gene Ontology annotation, cellular component: septin ring; cell division site; septin complex.
CAGCUGGACUGGAUCCCAGCAAGGGUGGACACCAGCUCCUCGAAAGGAGGAUGUCUCAACUGUCAGUGAAGGAACAUCUGGAUGGGAUCCUUUCAGACUUUGAAGCCUUAAAGAGGUCCUUUGAGAUGGAAGAUGUGGAAGAGGUACCUUCAUGCUCAACCAGAUCUUCUGUAAAUCCGUGCCCAUCUGAAAAUGGAGAGGGGAAAAGAAUGGGAGGACCCAUGCAGCACAUCUACCAGUCUCCCAUCAGCAUGAGCUCCAUCCCCAGUCCUUCACACAGUCCAGUCCCAAAAACCAGGAUCACUAACAGCCUGUCUUUCAACCGAGGCACCAUUCAUUUGCCUCGGGCCAAUGGGACCAAUCUCAUCAGGGUGUCCUCCUUCCAAACUCAGCUGAAUCCCAAUGGAUUGUCUUCAUCUUUAGGGCCAGGAAGUGAUGAGAGUCUUCACAGUUCUUCUUCCAGUUUGGAGUGCCCAACACCCACAAGAUGCCCUCCAAAUCCUGCUGGGCAAACUGAGUCCUCUGGAAUUGGGAUCUCUCAGGUGUCUAGUCCUUUGCUGAAGAAGUUCUCUUCCCAUGGGAAUGUCUUCCAUGCUGAGGUGGACCGUCCCAUCCGGCAGGUCUCCAAGGCCACUGUGAAUCACAGCUCCUUGCCAUCCCUUGACCUGCAUAUUGCAGAAGACCAGGGGCCCAGUCCUACCUUCUGCGCCACCUCAAACAUUGGCCCCAUCAACAGGUGGAGCUCCCAAGAGCAAAAUUCUAUCUUGCCUCUUCCAAAGAACAGAACAUUAUUGAGAAGGGAUUCUCCUUUCUCCGCCAUGGAGGUAGGCCAGUUGGUGAAUGUGACUUCUGCUUCCUUGGCCUCCCGACAAACAGCAAAGCUGCAAACGUUUCCCACCAGCCUGGACAAGUUAACUGGAAACCCCCCAGUUGGUUCUGUUCUUCCUUCAGUGGCUGAUCCUAUACCCAAAUCUUUGCCUAAGGCCCAGAUUCAGAUCAACCUUGGCCACAGCCUGCCUCAUCAAUCUCCAGAACUGGCCAACAAAGAUCAAGUGAUCAUAAUCCAUGACACUUCCCUAACAACCUCUUAUGGAAGCCUUCCAGAGGUAUCAGAGACAGAGAGAACAGCUUCUCAUCCUCAGGCUGCUUCUUUCCAGCUUGUCUCUCAGUCUCCAAUUACUCCAGCUACUUCCCAGUCCUCUUUUCCUGGGUACCCAAUGGUGGUGCCACCUCCAGCAUUGCCCAACCCAAGAGAAAACUGCCCUGUUCUGAUUGGCUCCAACUCUUGCCAAGAUACCUCCAAAGCUCCAAAUCCAGAUCUGCCUUUUGGCCCAGGGGAAGGGUCUGUGGACCAGCCUCUGGAGGUCUUCGAGAAGAAGGAAGUCUCUGCAGAGAGGGACUCACUAAAAGAAGAGACUCAUCCCAAGCUUCAGCAGCUGAGCAUGGAGGACGGCCUAGCAGGAGAACCGAUUCCCCAGGGUGGUUCGGCCCUCAGCACCAAGGAUGGGGGACAGUUUGGCUAUGUGGGGAUUGAGGCAGUCCUGGACCAGAUGCGUAUCAAGACCAUGAAGACAGGCUUUGAAUUCAACAUCAUGGUUGUAGGACAGAGCGGCCUUGGCAAGUCCACCAUGGUCAACACCCUCUUUAAAUCCAAGAUCAGUCGGAAAUCAUCCUGUUCUGGUUAUGAGGGGCGUAUUCCCAAAACUGUGCAGCUGCUUUCCAUCACCCAUAUUGUUGAAGAAAAAGGAGUGAAGAUGAAGCUGACGGUCACGGACACACCCGGAUUUGGGGACCAGAUUAACAAUCAAAACUGCUGGCAGCCGAUCAUUCAGUACAUCAAUGACCAGUACGAGCGCUACUUAAAAGAGGAGAUCCUUAUUAAUCGCAAGCAGAAAAUCCCAGAUACCCGUGUGCAUGCCUGUGUGUAUUUUGUACCACCCACAGGUCACUGGCUCCGCCCCUUGGACCUGGAGUUCAUGAGACGUCUCAGUAAGAUCACCAACGUGGUUCCCGUCAUUGCCAAAGCAGACACCUUGACCCUUGAGGAGAGGGCAGAGUUUAAACAGAGGGUUCAGAAGGACUUGAAGGCCCACGGAAUCCACGUUUACCCCCAAGUUGACUUUGACGAUGACCCAGAUGAUCGGCUUUUGAACGAUAAAAUCCGGGAGAAAAUCCCCUUUGCUGUGGUGGGAGCAGACAAGGAGCACCAGGUGAAUGGGAAGAAAGUCCUGGGUCGCAAGACCAAGUGGGGGAUCAUUGAAGUGGAAAACCCAGCCCAUUGUGAGUUUCCUUUGCUGCGGGAUCUCUUAAUCCGGUCUCACCUCCAGGAUCUCAAGGACAUCACCCACACUGUACAUUAUGAACAAUACCGCAUCCAGCGCCUCAAUGAAAGCAACCGGCUGGCCAAGGGUGGCGAGUGGCUGGCACUGAGCUCCCUCACCUUUGAGGCACAGGGACAGCAUGCUCUCCCCUGCCCCACCUCAGCCCCAGCACCCCUCCAGUAGCUUGUGCAGACUGGCUUCCCCUUUCUUUUUCUUUCUGGGGGGAUUAGCUGGAGCAAUGUUCCCAGAAGACGUCACACUCCCCCUGUAGCCCCAAAGUCCUCUGAGCAUCUAUGCCCCACUGCUGGACACCUUCCUUUCCAUCUGUCUUCCAUGCAGCUUCACAUCUUGGAGAAGAACAUGCUGGAACAGCUGGCAAUUUAGCCAACCUUUUCACAUUCCUUGCCAUCUGCUCCACAUGACUGUCUUUGCUGUGACCUCUACUUCUCAGCUAAGCACUGCACAUCAUCCCAGGAAAACCUCCAUGCUGCCCUUGGAAGCAGUUUCCUUCUUUUCAGAUGUUUGGACAGGAGCCCACUGGCCCUAGCAGAGAACCAUUUCCUUCCUUAACCCACAUUUUAUUCCCUCCUUUGUUUGUUCCUAAAGCUAGUGGCUCCACGGUGCUUCCCUGUUGUGUUUUUGGGGUGGGGUGGGGAAUGGGGGAGAGACCCCGAAGGUUUUGCAUUGUGUCAAAGGUGGAGCUCACAAACUCUGAUAGCCCAAGUGGGGACUCUUUCUCCAUUGUAGAUUGACCCAGACUGCAGGGUUGGUAUCUGCAGGAAGGUUCUUCAGAUGAAGGGUCAACCUUCUUUUGGUUGACUUGGACUGACUGGUAGGACCAAAAUCACUCAUCUGGAAGGUGGCUGGACAGCUGGAGGAAUGAGAUAUUACAAGCAAUCUUCUGCACAAGAGAUGGUCUAGCUGUGAGACCUGUGUCACCCUGUACAAAGCUAUGAGCUUCUGACUGAGGAAUGCUCCCUCUGGGUACUUCUUCUCCUGAGAUCCGUGAGCCUGGGACUAUGCAGAACAUUUUGUUCCAGCCUGGUCCCAUGUUGAUGCAGAAGAAGAUACCUGGGAAAACUCUUCCAUCUUCCAGAAUUUGCUCAACUGCCCAGGCUUGUGGUUCCAUCCAUGACAUUGACACUCCCGAGCAAAGGCUCUUGGUCAGCUUGUGAGUCUCUCCAGUUAUUACAUUAAAUUCUAAUUUAGAA